Messenger RNA from Colias croceus (clouded yellow), 3192 nucleotides. RefSeq lists its product as uncharacterized. The transcript is spliced from 10 exons. The record is from RefSeq and is a predicted model, not a curated record. Bases 262 to 1872 code for a protein of 536 amino acids. Lineage: Eukaryota; Metazoa; Arthropoda; Insecta; Lepidoptera; Pieridae.
AAAGCGUACUGUAUUCAGUUGCGCGGCGCGUUCUACAUUCAAAUUCAAAAUUCCUUUGUCUGAUGUACCUACAUGUAGUUUAAAAAAAAGUUUGUUUUAUAGUAUAAAAAAAGUGCCAGUGAAUUAUUACGUGAAAUGAGAAGUUUAAAUAUCUAAAAAGAAAAAUAAUAAUUCAGUAUUGUUCGUUUGGUUUUUUAAUAUUCAAGGAAUGGAUGAAUGGAAACUGCGCAGAGGUUCUGAAGAGCGAUAACGGUCGACAAAAUGGCCGCUUCCGGUAACGUCACAUUAGCGCAAGAUGGCACCCGACUGCAUCCGUAUUUAGUGGCGUUGGUACGCUGGUGCAUAUCUUCUUUCUGGAGUACAGCUUCGAUUCUCAUCCACAGACUUUUGACCACUCCGUUGCCGCCAAUAGCAGUAAACAUUAUGUUUUCAGCCACAAAACCCCCCAAAAGGCCAGCAAGUUCCGAACAUUUGCACCCGGAGCCGCGGGUCGACUGCGUUGUUUUGCACCAGCCGGCCAACCAUGAGAUUGACGUGAUCUUCGUCCAUGGGUUAUAUGGAUCUCUCGGUAACACAUGGAAGCAAGGCGAGUGGAGAUCAAAAUACAAAGAUGCACCACAAAAACAACCGCUCAGACGACACUCUGACAAUGACGAGAAACCAAAUCUUGCAGACACAAAAAAACAAGACAAAGAAAACAAAAAAAGACAAUACACAAAACUGGACGAAGCAAAACUAAAGAACGAACUGAAAAACAUGCUAAAAGACAUCGACGUUGAUAACGUGAACGAAUUCUAUGAAGACAUGAAGCGGAUACUGCCAAAUGAAAACAUGUUUAUAACAGAGAAAUUUUAUAAUAAUACGCUUCUCGACCAAGUUGAAAUAGUCGGGAACUAUGAAUCUCAAGCGGAUUUCGUAAGAGAUCUCUUCAAGAGCAGCAAUGAAGAAGUUAUAGGAAGUGAUACAAGUGACUGUCAAUGUGUUAGUGUGUGUGAAGUGGGGUGUGGGUGUGUGUGUGACAAGUGUUAUUCGACCUGUUGGCCCCGGGAUUGGAUAAAAUUGGACUAUCCGGGAGCUAGGAUAAUAUCUAUAAAUUAUACAAGUGACCCGUAUUUGUGGAGGCCACUGUGGAUUAAGGAAAUAAAGAGGUUACGACUACACGAAAGGGCUGAACAAAUGACGUCACAACUUUUAGAUCUCGGAGUAGGUGAGAAACCCAUUAUUUGGGUCGGACAUUCCAAAGGAGGUUUAUUUAUUAAACAAAUAUACUGUGAAGCAUAUGAUGCAUAUAUGAAAAUAACCAAAGAAAAUGAAAUAAAUGAAGAUAAUGAUAGAACAGAAAAUGAAAUGAAUGAAAAUUUAAAUAAUGAAAUGAUAAAUAUUAAUUGUGAUAAUGAUAAAUGUAUGAAGAAUGAAAGACUUGUUAAAAAUAAUGAUGAAAUGGAUUUUAAUGAAGAACACAUAGAACCAUCUAGAAGGUCAUCUCUCUACCAGAACAGCCUCGGCUUCAUGUUCUAUUCAGUACCACAUCGCGGAUCACCCUUGGCCGAUAUCAAAACGCCCAUCACGGCACGGAGUAUAGAAUUAUUGGAGAUAUGUAAUAACUGUUCUCUUCUCCUGACCCUCCAAGAGCGCUGGUUAACCGCGACACAACCAACACAGCCCGCGGUACGAAGCCUUGUGGAGACUUGCCGUACGCUUAUGUCUGUGCUGUGGCUGAGAAUUGUUAGCGUGGAUUCUGCUGAUCCAGGCAGAGGAGCGCUCUAUGGCGUGUCAGUAGACCACAGAGAAAUAUGCAAACCGACCAGUCGGAAUUGUCUAUUGUACACAGAACUUAUGCAUCUUAUGAGUACAGCGUUGUGUAAAAAAUGAUUGUUUUUAGAUUAUUAAACGUUUUAAAACAUCAAAUGAAUGUGUAAUAAUUUGUGAAAAAUGCAAAUUUUUAUAAUGUGAUGCAACUGGAAACGUCAAUUAACUUAAUUGUGUUCUGUUUUAAAUUAAUUGAAAAAAAAACUAAAACAACUUAUAAUAGUCAGACCUAGACCAAAUUAAUGGUACAGGACGGGCAUCAGCUUUAAAAUAAAAAAUAAUUCUCAAAAUCGGUUAACGUAAUUUAAAGUUACGAGAUAUCGAACCAAAAUAUUCAAAGCUUUUUGUGAAAUCAGUUUCAGAAAGUGUCUUGAAAAAUACGUACUCAGAAAUGCUUUUUGCAUUUCAAUAACAAAUUUAUUUUAUUUUACAGCUCUUAUAUCAAAUAAUAAAAUAAUAAUUAACUUGGAUACGUCGUCGCAAGAUGGCGCUGAAUCGAUGCUUUUCUUAGUUGUAUCGUGUUAGAAAAAAGUGUGAUUCUCUUAGCUGUUAAAAUGAUUGUUAUAAUUUUCUUUUGUUAAUAAAUAACUAUGAACUUAGUAUAGGUGGGUACGUUAAACAUUUCUCUAUAUAAAUUUACGAAAAUAAAUGUGCAUUUUAAUAAUUUACGAAUUAUCACAAUUAAUUUUAUUUUCACGUUCAAUCAAAUAAUAAUAUUCUAGAAUAGCUUUAUCACAUUUAAUUAAAUUGUUAUUAAUUUUGACACAAUAUAAUCAUAAAAUCACGAUGUUAUUUUUAAACUAAGUCAAAAACUUAAAUGUUUACACACUCAUUAGUUAUUACAUUUAAUAAAAUUACUAUUUUUGGCACCUUUUACUUUUUUACAUUAAUAAUUAAAUAUUAUAGUCACUAGAAAGGAAGGUCCAAUUAUUAUAAUUAUAGAUUUUUUAUGAAUUAAGAUUUUAAAUGACAGUAUGUACAUAAAGAAAAAAUGAUACGUAUAAAUAAUUAAUAUUAUGUUAAUAAAAACAAUAUUGUGGUAAAUGAAAAAUAUUUAUUUUUAGAACAUCGUUCAAAAUUUGUAAAUAUAUUGUAUGAACUGUCAAAGUGACGUUUAACCCAUAUUUUUGCAAUGUUCUUUUUUAAUUAGCGUUUUGCUAGGAUACUGCAUCAAAUGCAUAAAAUUUUGGAUAGAAUAUAUUAUGUGAAUAUAAAGUUAGUAAUUAUUAUUAAGGAAAAUGGUGAUUAAGAAAACACAUAUUUAAAUUGUUGGACUUAUUAAUAAACAAAGUAAAUCGUAUAUUUACCUUAGAAUAAUGUGCAAUUAUAAUAUUAUGUAAUUUAAAAAUUGAUCAACGUAAAAUAAAUCAUUUGUUUUAUAAA